AUGCAGCGGGCCGAGCUCCGGGAGCGGGAGGAGGCGGCGGCGGCCUCGUACCGGGUGCUCAGCCGCCUGCUGGGCUAUGGGGCCGGGCCGCAGCCGGGCGGCGGCUCGGAGGGCGGCGCGGCCGGGGGGUCCCCGCCGCCGCUGAGGGGCUCCCGCCCGCCGCCGCAGCUCAUGGUGUUCCGCAAGGUGGGGCGGCCGGGGGGGGCGGGCGGGGACGGGCCCGGCCCCUCGGAGCUGCUCUGCCCGCGGCACCGCUGCGCCCUGGAGCCCAAGGCGGACCCGCGCUGGGGGGGGCUCCCGCCGGCCGGGCUGGAGCUGCAGCUGGCGGCGCUGGAGCUGCAGCGCGGGAAGGGGCCCGGCGGCUGCCCCUGCCUCAGCCUGCUGCCCGCGCCGGGGGGCCCGGCCGCCGAGGAGACCAGCGACGCGCUGCUGGUGCUGGAGGCGCUGGAGCCCGACGAGGCCGAGAGCGGCUCCGAGGAGGAUCUGGGCAGCCCGGGCCGGGCCGGGGCCGGCGUGGGAGGGAGGCCGGGGGGCCGGGCCCAGCCGCCGCCCGGGGGAGGCGGCCCCGGCGCUAGGAAGGGCUCGCUCAAAAUCCGCCUCAGCCGCUUCUUCCGCACCAAGAGCUGCAGCGGCUCCUCGGCCGGGGGGGAGCCCGCCGCCGGCAGGAGGCGCUCGGGGGAGCUGCCCGCCUCGGGCGGGAGCCUGACCGACGUGUCCAGCCCCAGGGGCCGGGAGCAGGACUCGGGCAGGAAACCCCGAUUGACAAGAACUCAAAGUGCCUUUUCUCCGGUUGCUUUCAGCCCCCUCUUCACAGGUGAAACUGUGUCACUAGUGGAUGUGGACAUCUCCCAGCGAGGACUGACCUCGCCUCACCCUCCGACUCCUCCACCUCCGCCACGGAGAAGCCUCAGCCUGCUAGAUGAUAUCAGUGGGACGCUGCCUACAUCUGUUCUAGUGGGUCCGAUGGGGUCUUCCCUGCAGUCUUUCCCUCUGCCUCCGCCUCCUCCACCCCAUGCCCCAGAUGCGUUUCCCCGGAUCGUCCCGUUCAGACCGAUAGAGGCAGUGAACAGCCAGACCACCCAGCAUCUUCACUGUCCUCUCUACCGACCAGACUCGAGCAGCUUUGCCGCUAGCUUGCGAGAACUGGAAAAGUGUGGUUGGUACUGGGGACCAAUGAACUGGGAAGACGCAGAAAUGAAGCUGAAGGGGAAACCAGAUGGAUCCUUCCUGGUACGAGACAGUUCCGACCCUCGUUACAUCCUGAGCUUAAGCUUUCGAUCACAGGGUAUCACCCACCACACCAGAAUGGAGCACUACAGAGGAACCUUCAGUCUGUGGUGUCACCCCAAAUUUGAGGAUCGCUGCCAGUCUGUGGUGGAGUUUAUAAAGAGGGCGAUCAUGCACUCGAAAAACGGGAAGUUCCUUUACUUCCUGCGAUCCAGGGUUCCAGGUCUCCCUCCAACGCCUGUCCAGCUCCUGUAUCCUGUCUCCAGGUUCAGCAACGUCAAAUCCCUCCAGCACCUUUGCCGCUUCCGGAUCAGGCAACUUGUCCGCAUAGACCACAUUCCAGAGCUCCCACUGCCCAAGCCUUUGAUCUCCUACAUCCGGAAGUUCUAUUAUUAUGACCCCCAAGAGGAGGUGUAUCUGUCGCUGAAGGAAGCUCAGCUGAUCUCAAAACAGAAGCAGGAGACUGAAUCCUUGACGUAGCGAGGCUGCCUCGCCCAUCUUGUCAUUGUCACAGACGGAAUUUGCUUGCUGAGAUCCUGUAGCAAAGAGCCUAAGCAAAGCUACAGCAGAAGGGAGGCGCAGGAAGGGGGAAGCCUGCCUCUGCAGUAGUGACUUCUGCUUUCAAGCUCUUUUGUCCUUUGAAGAGGAUUCCUAAGAAGCACAGCAGAAUGGAAAUUGGAGCUCUGGCUCCUGGCUUGGAGAUGGAGCCUUUGACAGCAAGUGAACUGGAUCCCAGACUCCUCGCAGAACGGAGAAUGUCAUGGCACUGUUUAUUAUUUAAGUUUUUAUUUUUGAUGUUUCCAUUUCUCAGCAUGGGAAAUAUUUUCUUUAAGAGCAGCUGGAUUUUAUUAUACCGCAGAUUCAAGGGUGAGGGAAGAAAGAUCUUACAGCAAGAUCAUCCAAUCCAGCCACCCUGGUAAAACUGCUCUUUGGCUACCAUCAUGUGGCUGUGGCCAAAGAACUGCUGGGAAGGAAAAUGGGCCAGAUUUGUUUGCAGCUAUAUAGAAUAAUUGAGGUGGGAGGGAGGAGAGGCGCUAGCGCUCUAAACAGUGCAGCUUCGUAGAUCCUGUGCUUUCUAGGAGACAGUGCAAGAGCCCAGCCUAGCCUGGAGUAGCCGAGUGGUCCUGUGCACUUUCACAUCCUAUCCAAGGAGGGGAACUGUGUGUGAUCCAUUCAAAUGUUCUGAAGCCUUCUGCCAGUGGAAUAGCUUGUAGCAUUGAGGAGUAAGAAGCUAUCAGCCACCCAGCAAAUGCCAAAAGAUCUAACCCAAGAGUUUUUUGGGCUGAAGUCCUUUACAGUUCCUCCUGUGAUAGCUGUGGAAUCUGGCAAAGCUGUUGUGUCUAAAUUCCAGCAAUCCCUGAGCCAAGGGCAUUCCUGCCUCACUGAAGCAAUCUCAGCACUGCAGAGCCAUGGGGAGUUUUGUUAUGGCCUCUGUGCUGGCUAUUCCCAAAAGCUGUGAAUGAAAUGGCUUUUUAAUCAAAGGAGCAGUGUCGAAUCCUGACAACUAAUUGCGAAGGCUGUUGUGGGACAUCUUUCCUACUCAACAGACGGGGAACAAACUUUUGAACCUGACCGUGGGUUAGGUGGGAUGAUUCAGGACCGAAGGAUGAUCCCAACGUAAUUGGAGACAGCUUCCUGAUUUUCCUGUGAGGGUGAUGCUCUGUAUUUCUAGCCUUUCUAGUGAUGACCUAGAACAUGAUGAUCUGGGAGUAUUGCAGCACAGAACAAUUCCUGCAGAUGGGGCCAGUAACAGGAGAGCUAAAACAGUGUUGCUUCUACUGUUUUUGCCAUGUGGCUCCUAAAUUUGCCAUGGCUUACUGCGUUUGGUGCUAGUAAUAGCCCUCUCCAUCUCAAGAAGCCUGGUCUGCUGCUGUCUUCACAGCUAAGGAGUUAUUUUCAUAGCAAAAUGUAGUGUCUGUCCUUUGGUGGGGAUGAGACCCUUCUAAGGAGGGGUCUCGCGUCCUGUCUAGUAAAACUAAAAAUUCCUCUCAACUUGACUGAUGCCCACCUCCCCUUCCAGCAGCAUGGUGAUCUGGAAGUUGUGAUGUUUGUGUCUGGCACUUGGGCUGUGAUCUUCUAACCUGGCAGUCCUUUCGUCGAGUUCUGAGUGUCCCCUACGUUGGAUGUAGCAAUUCGUGAGCCUUUAGGAUUCACACCAUUCCUUAAGGAAUGGUGUACAUAUUGAGGUUAGAGGGUAGCAUGAAAUCUGCCUCGCUCUCUGUAAAGAGCUCCUACAGAGCGGGCUGGAGGCCAGGGCUCUUCCUUUCCUGUGUAAAUGAGAACAACUUAACUUCCGGAUGAAACCACAACAAGGCUUAAGCAGUCUCUAGAAAUACCUCGUCUGAAAAAAUUUGCUACUGAAUCUGCAUCCCGUUGGUGGUUACCUAUUUGGGCAGGGGGUAGCAGAGAGGGAUGAAUACUCUUAGACUGGUCAUUUACAGGACGUUUACGCUGCCCAUCCCCCCAAAAAAACAAACAAACAAAAACCCAACCCAGCCCACAACUGCAAGUCUCAGAGCCUAAGUCAAGCUAUGGAGGCUGAAAAUAGCAGUGUAGAUGUUCCUUCUUUGUGCUGGAGUUCAAGCCCCAAGACCUACCUCUCUGGCUAGGUUUCAGAACCCAAGCGGGAAUGUCUGUGUUGCUAUUUUUAGCCCCGUAACGCAAGCCAGAGCCAGUUGAUCUGGGCUCUAAGACUCGCUACUUUGGGUUUUUAUUGCAGUGUAGACAAAGCUGUAGCAUGUCUUGUUUUCUUGUGAAAUCUGGGCUCUUUAGGUCCAUAGCACAACAUGGCCCAUCAGCGAGGCCUCCAGAAGUUUCAUCUCUCUCAUAAACCCUACGUCCCCCCACCAGCCGGAGAUUUGCAGUUCACAUAUAGUCGUGGGCCUAGUUAAGAUUAAGGAGCGCACAGUAAAUUGAGACGAAUGAUGCACAGCCUGAAAAUCCAGCCGUGCUGCUUGGAUGCACAAGACUGAUUGCGUCUUCCUUUACAGUGGGAGGUGCCCUGGAUCUGACAGCGAUCCCUGAUGUGUAGCUCCUCCAGCUUUGAUACAGCUCAUCCUAGCCAUGGAUUGAGAAUCCAAAUAUUCAACCUCCAGCGAAUUCAUACACUGGAAAAAAAUCUACUUCCCUGGAGUGACUGCGAAGGAGGAUCUGACACCUCCAAAAUGUCUAUAAACUUACGUGCAGCUGCAGACUAACAGCUCAUUAACCUUCCCUCUAAUUGGACAGCUCUGUGAGGCACUGGAUUGGGAGAACAAUGCAGAGCGUGGAGGGACUCCGAUGGUCCCUUGUUUUCCGCCAGCCGUGGGGACUACCUGCAAUCAACAUGGGUCUGUGAGUCUUGCAGAUCUGCUUGUAAAGAGAGUGGGGGGGAGGACCUAUCCCCACCUCCCUUAAAUUCGGAAGAUGUCUGUGCUGUUUCUCACAUACCAACCACCCAGAUCUUUCUGGAGCAGAAAAAGAUUCAAGCUGUCAAACUGAUGCUGGAUUUGGGGAAGCAAGGUGGAGACUUAAAUAGGCAGGCUGGAAAAAGAAGAGGAAAUGUAUUUGGAAUGGCCAAGCACUGAAAUAACCCCGUAGAAUGAGUUACCAUCCCUGAAUGGGGUUGGGGGGGGGGGAAUCUUUUUUUUGGAGGGGGGCAGGAUAAAAACGCACAAAUCAACACCCCAGCAUUGGCUGGUUGAAAGAGAAACGCUGAUCUCAACUAUUCUGACCUCUUCAUUCUCUGGCAUGUUAAUUCUCCACUUCACUCUCCUUUUUUAAGCCCUGUGCAACUACUGAGGACGUGUUCCUGCUGAGCCAUUGAGUCCUAGGGCAAGUCAUAUACAUAAAACAAUCAGGAGCAGUCCAAGAAGCAGAGUAACUUACUGAAAUGCUGUUGCAUCUGUAUUUGGUCUUCUGUAAGCAUUCUCGAAAAGGAAUUUCCCUCAUGGGCUGUUUGGCAAUUUCUGCUGGUACUUGAAACUUGAAUGCUGCAGCGGGUGAGCGUUCUAGCCGGAUGGUGGUCGGUUAACAGGGCUGUGGCUUGCAUCCUUGAGCAGCUGGUCAGAGAUGCUUUUAUUUUCCUCUGCCUGGUGCCAGGGAUUCCUUGGUAUGGAAUGUAAUGCUGUCUGCUGCUGAGCAUAGGAGGCGCCUCUGUUAGCAGAAGCCUCUGUCUUACCAACAGGUAUCCUGUAAGCACCUUGCAAAAGUCAGAAGCUCAUCACAAUUUUACUAGCCUGUACUUUUUCCAUGGAGAAAUUAACAAGGCUUUACCUGUCUGCAAAUUACUCUGUUUGUAAGGCUUCACUUUAGUUGCCUUCAACAAUAGGAAACUCCACCAAACUUACCACGGGCUUGCGGGUUUCUGCAUGCUAUAGUAAAUGAGCUAAUCUGAAGCAUGUCUCUCUCCUUACGCAACAUCAUUUUAGUGAUCUGUGUUGAAUGAAGGCAGGCGUAGCAGCAACACACGACAUGUAAGGGUGACAGAGUGCCACACCCCUGCCCUGUAAAGUUACGCUAUCUCCACAUUUCUCAGGCAUAGCCGAGCAAAGGGAGGCACAUGUACUGCAUAACCAUUCUGCUGCCUCUUUAGUAUCGCUUGGAUAACAUUCCCGACAGGCUUGCAGUAAAUAAGAACUCUUUUGGAAUCCAUGUUUAAAAGAAGUUUGUUCGUAUUGAAAGUACCUCUUAUCACUUCAGGGCUAGGUUUCUGAGCUAGUAGUUCUUCCUGCUGGAGGGAUGGCAAUGUCGUAGAUUCUGGCAACAGGUGUAAAUGUUUCUUUUACUGCUUCAAUUCAGAGACUAUCAAAAUCUGAAGGGAAUGGACAGAACCAUCUCCUCUCCAGCUGUUCUUCCUUGCUGGAUGUUGCAGGCCUGUGGAUGGAGAUCUUACAGGUGACCUGUUCCUAGUUCCCAUUUUGUGAAUGAUCCCGGUCCCCAUGUAGGGAGGAACAUUUCACAUUCUUAUGGGAAUAUUUUGUUUUCCUUGUAGGUUAGUGGGCUUGUGUAGAUUUAAGGGGACAUGAUCAACUUGAUUCUCUUAAAGUUACUUAAGGCUUUCUUUAGUGUCCUGGUCUCUUUUUUCCUU
Gopherus flavomarginatus (Mexican gopher tortoise) is the source of this 6295-nucleotide messenger RNA. It is a transcript of the gene SOCS7, whose product is annotated as suppressor of cytokine signaling 7. The record is from RefSeq and is a predicted model, not a curated record. Gene Ontology annotation, molecular function: 1-phosphatidylinositol-3-kinase regulator activity. Gene Ontology annotation, cellular component: phosphatidylinositol 3-kinase complex. Bases 1 to 1707 code for a protein of 568 amino acids. Gene Ontology annotation, biological process: intracellular signal transduction; phosphatidylinositol phosphate biosynthetic process. The transcript has 10 exons. Lineage: Eukaryota; Metazoa; Chordata; Testudines; Testudinidae.